AUGGCUCAACAAACACCACUCGCUCCGACCGUUGGAUGGAUCUACGACCUCAUUCUCCGGACCUUUGCCUUGGCCGUAGGGUUCUUCUUUAGAGAGGUACAAGUUCGAGGAGCAUGGCGUGUGCCAUCGGAGGGUGCUAUUAUCCUCGUAGCAGCUCCUCACUCGAAUCAGUUCGUGGACUCUAUCGUCUUGAUGAAGAUCCUUCGUUCCUUGAACCGUCGAAUAUCAUGGCUUAUGGCAGAAAAAUCCUUUCAGCGCAAAUUUGUGGGCUUCAUGGCCAAAAUGAUUGGAGCGGUUCCUGUAUCGCGAGCAAUGGAUAUUGCAAAAUCUGCCCCAGGGAAGAUAUAUCUCGAGGAUUCGAGCACGACUCCCAAGGUCAUUAAGGGAAUUGGUACAGACUUUACUUCCGCUUUAUUCAAACCAGGUGGCUCCAUUUAUCUUCCAACCAUGAAUGGCGACUCGCAAAAACUGGACAAUGGUCAAAUCAUUGGACCAGACACGAUCAUCCUAAAGAACUCAGAUUUGCAUCCAGAUGCAUUGUUUCAGCUCACUGGAAGAACCUCUGGUGUUUCGUCUCCUCUGUUUGAGGGCACUAAGUUCAAGGUCGCUCCUCAUGUUGACCAAACAGAGGUGUAUAAUGCUGUGUUUGAAAGACUUGCCCAGGACGGCUGCAUUGGAAUUUUCCCCGAAGGUGGAAGCCAUGAUCGUACACAAUUACUGCCAUUGAAAGCGGGAAUCGCCAUCAUGGCUCUCGGAGCUCUUGCCCAGAACACUAAAGUCACCAUUGUACCAGUCGGAUUGACAUACUUUACUGCCCACAAAUUUCGCUCCCGAGCUGUCAUCGAGUUUGGAGAAUCUAUUCCUGUCUCUGAGGCUCGGGUACAAGACUUCAAGAAUGGAAAGAAACGUGAUGGUGUUGGGGGCUUGAUGAACGACAUUUCUCAGGCACUAGCAGCUGUAACUAUGUCGGCACCGGACUUUGAGACUUUGAACCUCAUUCAUGCUGCCCGACGAUUGUACCUCACCAAUACAACAUAUAGCGACGAAAAGAAGCGAAUAUCCUUGGCACACUCCACAGAACUCAAUCGACGCUUGGUGAAAGGCUACACGACGUACUCCCAGACACCAGAGAUGAAGUCUUUGAUCAAAGACCUUAAGUCUUACAUGGCUUCUCUGAAAGCUCUGAAUCUGAAAGAUCACCAGCUUCUGUCGACGUCUAGCCAUCACAAACAUUUCCCAAUGCUGUUUCGAUUGCCGACACUGCUCUACCGACUCCUCAAACUUGGCGUCUUGGGAGUCUUGACUCUGCCUGGUCUCCUCCUCUUUGCACCAAUAUUUAUCUUGACUCCACAUCUGUCGCGUCGGAAGACGGCUGAGGCCUUGGCAGCUUCGAGUGUAAAGAUCAGAGGACACGAUGUUAUGGCAACUUGGAAGAUCUUGAUCGCCCUUGCACUUGCACCGAUCUUCUACACUUUCUAUACCAUUCUCCUUGUGGUACUGAACAACUACAACCAUCUUUGGGGAUAUAUCCACUCGCGAACUCCAACUUCUCUCAUCAUCAGCACCUGUGUUCUCGUUCUUCCAAUGAUCACCUACGCUGCUCUUUUGUUUGGUGAGCAAGGAAUGGACUUACUUAAGUCUAUAUAUCCACUUGUAUUGACGCUGAGCCCAACAUCUUCACAUAUUAUCAACAGGCUGAUGGAACAAAGACGCGUAUUGGUGAUCAGAGUUCGAGAAAUGAUUGACAGAUUUGGUUCCGAAAUCUUUCCAGAUUGCGACGAUGUAAGCAAAUGGAGAGGUCGGGGCCCGAGGAAGUUGUACGCAGAUAUAAGUCCUGAGACCGAGCAGGAGGACUUGUGGGGUUUGGAUGAAUUUGUAUGA
Molecule: messenger RNA, 1881 nt
Organism: Mollisia scopiformis
Lineage: Eukaryota; Fungi; Ascomycota; Leotiomycetes; Helotiales; Mollisiaceae
Exons: 5
Coding region: 1-1881 (626 amino acids)
Biological process (GO): phospholipid biosynthetic process
Cellular component (GO): endoplasmic reticulum membrane
Molecular function (GO): glycerone-phosphate O-acyltransferase activity; glycerol-3-phosphate O-acyltransferase activity
Source: RefSeq, a predicted model, not a curated record